Molecule: messenger RNA, 2508 nt
Organism: Trichophyton benhamiae CBS 112371
Lineage: Eukaryota; Fungi; Ascomycota; Eurotiomycetes; Onygenales; Arthrodermataceae
Exons: 4
Coding region: 1-2508 (835 amino acids)
Biological process (GO): telomere maintenance via telomere lengthening
Molecular function (GO): protein homodimerization activity; double-stranded telomeric DNA binding
Source: RefSeq, a predicted model, not a curated record
AUGCCGGAAGGGCAGCCAGUCAGCAUGACCGAUCAUCUGCAAGCUGGAGAUCCCCCCAUAGACGAUGAGCCGACCGCUGCAAAACCACCUUCGGUCGCAACACCUACUGCUGACUCCAAUGAAAAGCCGAAACAGUCACACCCAUUGCAAGAUGACGAUGCAUCCUUGGCCCCAGAACCAAAGCGCCGACGGACAGACCCCCCUAUCGGUGCCGACGCUGCAUGCGAUACAACGGCAUCGACACCGUUUGAGGGCCAUCAUCUCGGUCCAAGCGAAACAUACUUCCCUGCGAAGAGCGGCGUAACGAACGCAACAGGGCAGAAUACUGAGCCUGGGCCAUUCAAGGAGGAACUUCGAGAAGCGCGUAUAUCGGCUGCCCACGCAGGAUCGCCGGAAAGCGUAGCGCAUGCUAUAUCUCAUCUCCUUGACCAAUCAAGGAGAAAGGAUGCUAGCAAGCAAGCCGCUUCCGCUGAUUCCAAUGCAGCUUUGCUUAAAGCAAACUCGAAUUUAAAGGCGCAGAGCCUACCCAUACUGGAUAACUUGUCUACCCAGAUCCUUAGCUUCAUUGCCCGCACAAGCUUCCAAGACCUGACGGCGCUCGUCUCUGAACCGCAGUCUGAAAAUGCUCAAUCCUACUCUACCCUACGCUCUCUAUUCGACCACACCAAGAAAGUCUAUACCACAAAUAAGCCCUUUCUGUCCGCAUCAGAGCUAGGGCUUACAGAGGCAAGCCAGGUCGAAGUGAUCCGAAAAGCAAACCUAGCUUCUUUUGUCUUCAGUCUGUUCGGAACUCAAGAGAUCGGUUUUGCUGAGCUUCAUGACAAUUUUUUGGAUAUAUUUGUCCCCGAAGGAGGCCGGUUACUGAAAAGCCAAGCUGCCUUGUUCCUUGAUUUGAAAACUCAAACUUUCAUUGCUUCGAUGAACAAUCCAGCUCGACCAAAAGUUGAAAUACUCUAUGAGUUAUUCCCAGAUAAUCUUGGUCUCAGUCUACUGGCACGAAGGCCGGGCACUAGACACCCAGCUCCAAGUGAAACUGAUUUCGUCAAACGAGCCAGCUCGCGACGAGACAUCCUACUGGGAGAAAUCAAUAACCCAGACUCAAUUCACACCUUGCCAGAAAAAUACCUUUGGCAAGACUUUUUGAGGGAUAUAAGCGUUUAUGUUAGUAAAAAUAUUGAUUCCCUCACUACUCAGACUAAACGGCUAAACAAAACACGAUCACCAACUUCGCCCCAGGAAGAAGAGGCUGAGUCUCCAGCUACUGCUUUGGAAACUCAGUUCUCGGUAGCUCCACCAGCACCCCCAGAGCCUGCUCCUGUAGAACGAAGAAUCGGAAGGGUUGAUCUUGCUGCCCGAGCUGCCCGUGCUGCGCAGAUUGCACUCCAAGGCCAGGGCGUAAGGAGGGCCAGUGCUGUAACUACUCCUCCACUUCAACAGCCACAGCACCAGCAGCAACAGCAGCAACAACAACAAACCUAUCAACCGGCACAACCACACACACAAUCAGCUGUCUCUCAUGCCUCACCACCACCACCCUCAGUCCAGCAGCAUACCCCCCAAUCCACAUCUACAUCACCACCACCACCGGCCCCGCCACAAAGCCAGCCUAACGUCCAGUCAUCGUAUACUAAUUAUGCCUCCGUGCCUGCUACUGCUUCACCACAGCCACCCCAUCUUCCUUUCCUCCAGGGCCAAUUCCAGUUCCAACAAUAUAACCCCCAGACGCCACCCGAACCUUCUCCCGGGAGAAAUACUCCUGCGUCCGCAACCUAUGGAUACAUGCCAGGAGUACCGCACUUUUCACAGUCAGAGCCUACUCAGAUACUGUAUGAGCGCGCUAGGCUUGCAACUACAACGCGGUCAUCACCAAGCAGCCGUCGUGCAGGGCUACCCAGUCAGCGGCGACCAUGGACCACUGAAGAGGAGAAUGCGUUGAUGGCUGGGCUAGAUCGUGUCAAGGGACCUCAUUGGAGCCAGAUAUUAUCCAUGUUCGGGCCGGGAGGUACUAUCAGCGAGGCCCUGAAGGACCGUAACCAAGUCCAACUCAAGGACAAGGCACGGAAUCUCAAGCUCUUCUUCCUGAAGAGCGGAAUUGAAGUCCCUUAUUAUCUCAAGUUUGUCACUGGAGAGCUCAAAACAAGAGCACCGGCGCAGGCAGCAAAGCAGGAGGCCCGAGAACGAGAGCGCCAGCAAGGAGAAGAAGACAAAGCCCAUGUCGAAGGAAUAGAAGGGAUGAUGGCCCUUGCCGGAGCCCAUACCUCAGCCUCCGUAGAGCCUUCUGUCGGGAGCAUAGAUUCCCAUCCUAACACGCAGCCAGGCACGCCGUCAGUCCUCGCCCAGCAACCGGAGCCUCACAACAACCAUAAUCAUCACCAUCACCAAGAUGACCAGGACCAGCAUGCAGCUGAACGAUCAGCCGAACAGGUUCUAUAUCAAAGUCUUACUCAAGAGAAGGCAGAGGGACUACAGAUGGAUUCCCAGCGGAAUUACGUGGACCCUUCGCUGUAA